GAGGGGAGAGAGUUCAUCUUCGCUUUGUCUUGGUCCAUAAUAUAUUUUAAUCGUCGUCAUAUUCUACCGUUUGGUUCUCGAGAUAACCAGAAAGAAAAUCAACGAAAAAGAGAAAAAAAAAUUGAAACUUUUGUUUUCCUCUCUCCUAUUGUUUAUUCCCAUUCAUACAAAGAACAAAUUUCUAUUAGGAGUAGAGAUGCAAGCCGUGGUGCUGAAUUCGCGACCGUACUGCAGAGCCCAACAAACCCUUCAACCUCCAUCGGUCUCCAAGAACUGGAGUUCCUUAGGAAGCACUCAUGCUUCUUUUAGAAGAGGGCAUUUUCCAGUACGGCGUUGUUUCAUUCGGAUUCGUUUGCCUUCCGCUUCGCGAGGGUUAGUUGUAAAGGCUGUUGCUACUCCAAAUCCAGCGCUGGAGUUGCCACUAACUGCGGAGAACGUCGAAAGUGUAUUAGAUGAAAUCCGACCGUAUCUAAUUGCAGAUGGUGGGAAUGUAGCUUUACAUGAAAUUGAUGGAAAUGUGGUGCGUUUGAAGCUACAAGGAGCAUGUGGUUCUUGUCCAAGUUCUGUUGUGACUAUGAAAAUGGGCAUUGAGCGUCGCUUAAUGGAAAAUAUUCCUGAAAUAGUUGCAGUGGAACCAAUUGCAGAUGAAGAAAUGGGAUUGGAGUUGAAUGAAGAAAAUAUAGAGAAGGUACUUGAAGAAAUAAGGCCUUAUCUAGUUGGGGCAGCUGGUGGGUCUCUUGAGCUUGUGGCAAUUGAAGAGCCAAUAGUAAAAGUUCGGAUCACGGGUCCGGCAGCAGGGGUCAUGACUGUAAGGGUUGCUGUCACUCAGAAAUUGAGGGAAAAAAUUCCGGCCAUUGCCGCUGUUCAGCUUCUAUCUUAGAUCUUCUCACCUGGUAUUUGUCCCCAUUUUUUGUCAAAAGUCCUUCAGAUAAAAUAAAGUAUGUAUAAGCGCUUUACCGAUAAAUGUAUUCAAAUAUGUACAGUUUCGUGUUUAGAUGCAGUGUUGUUACUUGAUAAUAUUUAUUAUAUGGGGGCUUUUACGAGCUCUUCACCGCUUUUUGCAUGGAUUUUGAAGGGCCAUAGUAAUUUUCUGUU
Molecule: messenger RNA, 1095 nt
Organism: Morus notabilis
Lineage: Eukaryota; Viridiplantae; Streptophyta; Magnoliopsida; Rosales; Moraceae
Product: nifU-like protein 2, chloroplastic
Exons: 4
Coding region: 197-880 (227 amino acids)
Biological process (GO): iron-sulfur cluster assembly
Cellular component (GO): chloroplast stroma; mitochondrion
Molecular function (GO): iron ion binding; iron-sulfur cluster binding
Source: RefSeq, a predicted model, not a curated record